AGGGAGAGAGAGAGCAUGAGAGAGAGAGAGAGCAUGAGAGAGAGGGAAGUAGGGAGAGUGGAUAAGCGAGUAGAGAGAGAGCGAGAGAGAGAGAGGACUAGAUCCAGCUCUCCUUGCUGUAGCAUUUCCUUCUUGACCUGGAAUCCUAGAGAAGUGAGAGAGCAGAGCUUGUCCAUGGUGAUGGAAUUCAUUCUGUAGCAGGGCAGCUGAACAGGAGUAGCAUUAAGAAGAGGUAUUCAGAGGACAUUCACAUACAGAAGGGCAGACUGAGUCACUCCUGUAGGAUUACCUUAAGCACAACUCCAAACAUAACCCUGGGGACCAGAAAGAACAGAUAGAGGAUGAGGUCCAAGAGCAGUGGGGUGGAGAGCCCAGCCAAUGGGGUACUCGGGGUUCCCCAGGCAGCACAAGACAUCAACCAGGAAGAGGGUGUAAAUCUGCAUACACCCAUAAAGAGUCUGAAGGUCAAAGUUCAACCAAACAUUGAGGAGUUGGUGGAGGAGGUGGUGGUGGUCUCUGACAUAGAGAAGUCAACCGAGGACAGCUUAGGUACUAGUGACAAAAGACUGGGAAUCAUGGACCUUACGAAAAAGGACCUUCUGCGGCUGCUAGGGGUCAUGGAAGGUGAGGUUCAGGCGAGGGAGGAUGUUAUCUGUGUGCUGAAGACUGAGAGGACACGUCUGGAAGCUCUGAAGUCCCACUAUGGUUCUGCAGCUCCUACCACAGCCCUCCAGGCCCUACAGAGAGACAGCCUUCUCACCAACACACAAACACACAUUGACAAUGUCUACCAGUGGCCAAUGGCUGAGCUGGACCGUCUGCAGGAUAAACACAAGGACACGUAUCGGCGCAUGCUAGAACAGCUUCUAUUGACUGAGAAGUGUCAUCGCCGCACCGUGCACGAGCUGGACAGCGAGAAGCACAAGCAUGCUGACUACAUGAACAAGAGUGACGAAUUCACUAACCUAUUGGAGCAGGAGAGAGAGAGAUUGAAGAGGUUGCUGGAGAAUGAGAAAGCCUACCAGGUCCGUAAAGAGAAGGAGAACACCAAGCGUCUGGAGAAGGUGAGGGAGGAGCUGGUCAAACUGAAGUCCUUUGCCCUGAUGCUGGUGGACGAGCGGCAACUCCACCUGGAGCAGAUGGACCAGCAGAGCCAGAGCGUCCAGGAGCUGACCCAGCAGCUGUCCCAGAGGGAGCAGGACCUGAGCAACGCCAGUGCCCAGGCCCAGGAGGACAGACAGAGGGCCCUGAGCUUGGAGGGCGAGCUGAGUGAGUGCCAGGCCAUGUUUACCCAGGAGCAGGAGGAGAUUACAGCUAAGCUGGCCAGCCAGGAGUCCCAGAACCGCCUGUUGGAUGUCAAGCUGUCUGGACUCACCCACACGCUGGAGGAGCUGGAGGAGAACAACAGGGCUCUGAGGAGGUCAGAGGAGGAGCGCAAUGGGGCUCUGAAGAGGUCAGAGGACAAGCUGGAAGAGAGCAACAGGGCUCUGAGGAGGUCAAAGGAGGAGCUGGAGGAGAGCAAAUGGGCUCUGGGGAGGUCAAAGGAGGAGCUGGAGGAGAGCAACGGGGCUCUGAGGACGUCAAAGGAGGAGCUGGACGAGCUGAGGGACAAGAUCAGCAAAGGGUAUUGUGGGAACUCUAACCUAAUGACUGAACUGGAGAACCUCCGCAAACGGGUAUUUGAGAUGGAAGGGCAGGACGAGGAGAUCACCAAGGCAGAGGCCCAGUGCAGGGAGCUGAGGAAGAGGUUGCAGGAGGAAGAGAGCCGAGGGAAAGAACUCAAACUGCAAGUGGAGAAGCUCCAGAGGAGAAUGGUGGAACUGGAGAGACUAGAGGGGGCGUUCAAUGCCAGCAAGGCGGAGAGCUUCCAGUUACACGCCACUCUGGAGAGAGAGAAGGACGUGUCAAAGGAGCUUGCCGACGAACUGGUGGCCGUUAAGAUACGCAUGAAAGAGAUGGAAUCCUCUGAGCUGAGACUGGAAAAGACUGAGCAGGGCCUUAAAGAUGACCUGGCAAAGCUGAAAUCAUUCACUAUGGUAAUGGUUGAUGAGAAAAAUAAUAUGAUGGAGAGAAUGCUGUUAGAGGAAAAGAAGAGGGAUGAUCUGAGUAAGAUGCUCAAAGUGGAGCAGGUCAAGGUCAUGGAGGUGACUGAGAGAUUGAUAGAGGAGAGUAAAAAGCUCCUGAAGUUGAAAUCAGAGAUGGAGGCCAAGGUUGGGACCCUCACCAGAGAGAAAGGAGAGCUUAGCACUAAGCUCACAUGUGAAAUGGAAAAGAGCAAGGAUCUGAGCUCUAAAGUCAUCCAAAUGAACAAGAGGUCAGAUGGAUUGCAGGAGGCAGUAAAUAUAUCCACAAAUAACAUAGCAAAGAGGGAACUGGGAAGCUUGUCAGAUGGGAGUUCGAAAGAGGACAACAGGGUGAAGGAGCUAACGUUUGAAAUAGAGCGGUUGAAAAACCGUCUCAAGCAGCUGGAGGUUGUGGAGGGAGAUUUGAUAAAGACAGAGGAUCAGUAUGACCUGCUGGAGAAAAAGUUAAUGACGGAGCAAGACAAGGCCAACAUUCUCUCCCAGCAGGUGGAGGAGAUGAGGAGUCAGAUCGCCAGGACUAAAGCAAUAGAGAAUGGAGAAGUGGAGAGCCAGGAGGCAGACCUACGACAGCGCUGCAGGACAGAGAACGCCAACACCAGACACUUGCAGAAUGACAUGGUAGCCCUCAAGGAGAAGAUCCAUGAGCUGAUGCACAAAGAAGACCAGCUCUCUCAACUCCAAGUGGACUACUCCUUCCUCCAGCAGAGGUUCCUAGAGGAAGAGGAGAAGAAGAACAACAUGAGCAUUGAGGUCCUCCACCUCACCAAAGAGCUGGAGGUGACCAAGCGCCACAGCCGCGCUCUACGACCCAGUCUGAACGGGAGGAGGAUGGUGGACAUUGCCAUGGCGUCCACAGGAGUUCAGACUGAUGCGCUGGCCAAUGAGACGGCAGAAGAGGACACCCCAGCCGUGUUCAUCAGGAAGUCCGUCCAGGAAGAGAAUCACAUCAUGAGUAAUCUUCGACAGAAGGGUCUCAAGAAACCCACAGAGAAAGCUGGUGGUCAUGAACGCUACUCACCCUCUGUUGCCGCUGACCUCAGCAUGAAGAAGUCCUGGAUUCCCUGGAUGAGGAAGAGGGAAAUCAUCCCUCAGGGUGGUAAUCUGGACAAGUCUGUCCAUGUCAACAGUGAAUCCAUGCAUUCUGAUCUGGCCAUGUCCCAGAAGCAAGGGCAGCCUUUACGCAUCAGAGUGACCCCAGACCACGAGAACAGCACGGCUACCUUGGAGAUCAGCAGUCGUUCUACUGAGGACCUCUAUUCCAGCUCCAGCCUCAGCCUCAGUCCCACCCUGCAGGGCCACCAGAAGCCUCGGAUCACUAUCAUUCCCACCCACACCGCCGCAGCUUCAAGGGGAAAAGCCAGUGCCGGGCCAGGGGGACCAGAGAGGUCCAAGUCCCCGGUCACCGUCACCACCAUCUCCAGGGCCAAGUCACCAGAGAUCAGUAAGGCCCCCUCCUCAUCAGGCAGACCCAUAUCACCCAUAUCCAUCAUGACAGUUAGCGCUUCUAUGGUGUCCAACAUGUCCACCUCCCCAGAGCCCCAGGAGAUGACCAUGGGCCGGGCCGUGUUCAAGGUGACCCCUGAGAAACAGAUGGUCCCCACACCGAUCAGGAAGUACAAUUCCAAUGCCAGUAUCAUCACCACCACAGAGGACAACAAGAUUCACAUCCACCUGCACGGCUCCCAGUUCAAUAAGGGCCCCUCGGAGGGUCACAGCAACACAGGACCCAAGGUGGUGGUUAGGCCUGUCGGCAUGGCAACAGAGUGUAGCAGAGAGAUGAUGUUAUCCACAGGCACGGUGUUGCGCUCCCCUCGCCAUAGUGCCACUGCUGUCAAACCCACACCCAGUAAAGUGAUGAGCAGCAUCACCAUCACUGCAGUCACGUCCACCCCUGCCAGACCAACACAAGCUGUGCCUGGGCAUGAUGCCCACCCACCCCGGGCAGGGCUCACCCGUAUCCCCAUGUCCAAGGGCCUGAAGACAGGCAAAGCCAUGCUGGGAGCCCUGGGGAUGUCUGGAGGAAUGAGGCUGGAGCAGAGAGCAGAAAGCCAGUCCAUGAGGAUAGAGCUGAAGAAAUCCACAAUCAGCAGCACAACAGCCUUUCAAAAUGGAGGGAAAAGCUGUUAGAGCCAGAGACACUAACAGGGAACAGAAGUCAAACAAGCUGCCAACCCAUAGUGAUGUUCUAUGGGUCAAAGGUGCUCAGUAUAGAGGCACCAUUAAAUGACCUGGAGACAGAGAGCGAGGGGGGAUUUUCAGUCAAGGGAAAGUCGUUUGGCUCCUCUCUAUUGAGCAGGAGCCUGAGUUGAUCAUUGUGUUCUUGUCUAACUGAAAACAGUACACAUAUCUAAUAUAUUAUAUUUUUUGAAACUAUUUAUAUUCUGUUCUCAGUGUUUGUAAUGUGGAUGAAAUCAACUGAACUGCGUUGUUUGAUAACCGCUGACAUGUGUGCAUGUUGUAAGGGGAGAGGCCAUGCCGUGUGUAUUGUCAGGUAGUUCUGCUAUUAACUGCUUCAUGUACUCGUUUCACCUAGUGAGCUUUUCAUUAUGCAUUUUUGUACUGCAUUUAAUAUGGAGACCAUAUCAUUUGGUUUGCAGCAAAUUAAAUGUGUCCUUUUUAUGUAAAGGUUUUUAAAUAACAUUUUUUUUUUGAAAGAUGACCUACAGAAUAUUGUUAUGAGAAUACAUGCAACAUUGAGUGGACAAUGUUAAUGUUCUCUAACAUUAUUUUGGAUGCAUUAUUUGGGCAAGGCAUCAGUUGAACCAGACUCACUAUAGUAAUUCAUUCAUCUCACAUUCAUUUACUGACUAGGCAGUGUUUAUAUUGACUUGCUGUGUGUUAUGAAAUUGGAAAAUAUAUACAUUUUAAAAUAUAUCAAAACAAAUGGCCGUAUACAUCAAUGCUUCUGCUGUGAUACACUAGAGAGCCAAAUUGUCACAGUCAUCUUUCAGUUGUGGAGCGCUCACUUGCCAUAGAGCAAUUAAAAUCAACUCGUUUAACAAGCUGCCUGUGUCUACAAUCACCAAACAUGUGCCCUCUGAAUGAAAGAAUAAGAUAAUAAGAUUGUUUCUAAUUUGCUCAAUCGACCAAUGAGAGAAUCAAACCAGUGUCAUUAGAUGGGUUUGUUGUGAGUCAAAGGUUAACUAGCCUGAAACCCCCUAUGGGAAAUGUAUGUAUAGAAAUAUAGGAAUUCAAAAUGCGUCAGAAUAUAUUUUGUAAUGUCUAUGCCAUAA
This is a messenger RNA of Oncorhynchus gorbuscha (pink salmon), 5317 nucleotides long. RefSeq names its product filamin-A-interacting protein 1-like. The coding region runs from base 342 to 4211 and encodes 1289 amino acids. The record is from RefSeq and is a predicted model, not a curated record. The transcript is spliced from 6 exons. Lineage: Eukaryota; Metazoa; Chordata; Actinopteri; Salmoniformes; Salmonidae.